AUGCAGAGGCCACGGCGAUGUGACAACAGAGGAGGUUGCGAAGGCGCUCCGGACCUGCUUCGGAGUCCAGCGGGGAGACGUCAGGGUGUCACGACACCGGCCGGAAAAUCUUCCUCGCCAUCUUCAAGUACCCGCACCACCGUGACACCGCGGUGGCCUCGAAAAGGCUUCCUGUGGGCAACCUUGAAUUCUGCAUUUGGCCCUGGCGCAUUCUCCCCUACGAUGACAAUGAACGCCGCGGCCGCCGUGAUGGAAAGAGCGAGCGCUGGGGAGCAAGCCUGCUCCGAAGCCUCUCUCGUGCCCCCGAGCGGACGAGUGAGAGAGAACGCUCUGAGUCAAGGCAUGGCCGACGCGACAGCAGUCCACGGCACCAGCGACGUCGGCCCGCAACCGCAAGCUGCCCCGGCAGAGAGACAAGCCCAGUCCCCACCCCCAGCGGCCCCAACUCACCACGUCGACGCGUCAGCCAGUGGGGUGCGGAUCGGCCAGGUGCUCCUCGUCGACACGGCGACACCAGAGAUGGAGCCCCAUGGGGAGAUGACGUCCCCACCUACCCAGCCGUGCGAUCAGCUGCUCCAUUCGACACGGCAGGAAGGUGUCAACCCCAUCUUGUCGCCUGUUUCAGAGCCCAAUGGAACCCUGCCACAGGGCGCGAGGGAAGGGGGCUACAGCGUUUGCUCCCACGGCAACGCCACCUGCAUCGCCGGUCACGAGGGCUGCCCCGCCUACUCCUCCGGCCGCUCCAACUGCUUCACCAGCGAUACCGAUGAGCAUCACCCAUGGCCGCACUAUGGAGCGCCAAGAGGGUCGUCACGGCAGUGCCCGCAAACGUUCCACACCAAGAAAGGCGCCCAGAACUCCAGCACUGAAUGUCGACAGCAGCAACUCCCAGAGGGGCAACCCCGGCCGUCCUGA
This is a messenger RNA of Miscanthus lutarioriparius, 915 nucleotides long. The record is from the annotation of a GenBank genome assembly. NCBI's taxonomy places the organism in Eukaryota, Viridiplantae, Streptophyta, Magnoliopsida, Poales, Poaceae.